Molecule: messenger RNA, 1449 nt
Organism: Pleurotus ostreatus (oyster mushroom)
Lineage: Eukaryota; Fungi; Basidiomycota; Agaricomycetes; Agaricales; Pleurotaceae
Exons: 9
Coding region: 1-1449 (482 amino acids)
Biological process (GO): xenobiotic detoxification by transmembrane export across the plasma membrane
Cellular component (GO): membrane
Molecular function (GO): xenobiotic transmembrane transporter activity; antiporter activity
Source: RefSeq, a predicted model, not a curated record
AUGUCUCACCCCCCUUCUCAGUCCAAUGAGCGCGAGCCCUUACUCCGAGAAACCCAUGCUGCUAGCACAAGCCCUCCGAGCGACGUGGCCCCCUCGUCGUCGUCGUCGUCGACGGUACUGGGUCCAGGGCAGCUCCAGCAUGCCGGGGCAAAUGCCUUGGACCUUAACCUUUCCUGGUCGCUGUUCGUAGACGCUGUGCCUGUGAUUCUUUCCUACAUCUUGCAAAAUUCGAUCCAAUCAACUUCCAUCCUAAUUGUGGGUCGACUUGGUCCUGAAGAACUGUCCAUUGCUGCCUUCUCGUUGAUGUUGGCGUUUGUAACGGGCGAGUAUAUUCCUCCAACUCUUCCUCCCAUAAAAGGAGAUGAUCCCACGGCUUUCACAGGCGGCAGCCGUCGAACAGAUCUAUCUAUCCACUUCCAGCGAUGCUUGGUCCUCCUGUGGACCCUACUCAUCCCGGUUUGCGUUGCGUGGGCCUUCAUGGAGCCUCUGCUACUCCGACUUGGACAAACUGAGGCACUCAGCAAAGGCGUACAACAAUAUCUACGCAUUCUCAUAAUCGGUGCUCCGGCUUACAUCGGGUUUGAAACCACAAAAAAGUAUUUGCAAUGCCAAGGUAUCAUGGGGGCCUCGACUGUGGUUCUGGUCGUAUCGUCACCUGUCAACCUCAUAUUGAACAUUUAUCUUACUCAUUAUACAUCGCUUGGCCUCUGGGGCUCAGCGACGGCCUUGUCGAUCACAUACUGGUUCGCGUUUAUUCUGCUCCUUCUUGUGACCGCCCGGUCCAAGAUCCACAAACGAAACGGAACUUGGGGUGGUAUUCGCCCACGGCUAGUCCUCGAAUUGCGAAGUUGUUACACCUUUCUAAAACUGGCGAUACCCGGUAUUCUGAUGGUAGGCACUGAAUGGGCUGCAUUCGAGAUCGUGGCGUUAGCUGCGGGCAGGCUGGGUCCAACAUCAUUAGCUGCUCAAUCUGUCAUAAUGACGACCGAUCAAAUUUUGAAUACAAUCCCGUUUGGAAUUGGUGUGGCUACAUCAACACGAGUCGGAAAUUUGAUUGGAAAUAGGUCGGCAAUCGAUGCGAAACGUGCAGCCCACGCGUCAGCCUUCGUCAGCGUCGUGGUUGGGGCGUUAGUGAUGACUGCGAUGCUCCUAACAAAAGAUGUUUUUGGCUAUAUGUUUAGCGACGAUGAACACGUAGUCACACUAGUUGCUAGAGUUAUGCCCCUCGUAGCCUCCUUCCAAAUCGCGGACGGACUCGCAGGCGCUUGCGGAGGCGUCUUACGUGGUCAAGGGCGGCAGCACUUGGGAGCGAUAUUCAAUGCUGUGGCGUAUUACGUUCUAGCCCUUCCACUAGGGAUCACCCUCGCUUUUCAUGGCGCAACGCGUCUAGGUCUUGAAGGGCUCUGGAUAGGUCGGUGCGAUUUCCCUAUCUCAAAAUGGCAAACUUAG